AUGCUGCGAGACCUCUUUGCGACGAUCGGCCUCGUGCCGCUGCUACUCUCCUCCCCGGCGGCCGCCACCCUCCUCUACGCCUCAUCGUACAGCGGCGCCAUCACUACCCUGAACCUCGCUCUGUCAGGCACAAACGCCACGCAUUCCACCCUGCAAUCGCUCUCCUCCUCCAACGGCUGCGCGCCCAGCCCGUCCUGGCUCCAGCUGGACAAGGCCAACGCGAGGCUGUUUUGCAUGGAUGAGGGUCUGACCACCAACGUCGGCACCCUCUCAUCCUUCAAGACCGGCGCCGACGGGACGUUGAAGCAGCUGGCCAAGACGAAGACCAUUAGCGGUCCCGUGAGCGCCGUCGUCUUUGGCGAAAAGGGCCACGGCCUUGCCGUCGCUCAGUACGAGGGCUCCUCCGUGAGCUGGUUUGACAUCGCCGAUCCGGCCGCCCUCACGGCAGUCAAGUCCGCGACGUUCAAGAUGUCCGGCCCGGGCCCCAACCCGUCGCGCCAGGAAGCCCCGCACCCGCACCAGGCUUUCCUCGACCCAAAGGGUCAGUUCGUCUUGUUUCCCGACCUGGGCGCCGACCUCGUGCGGGUUUUUGCUGUUGACGGCGCCAACAACCUCGCGGCCGUCGAUUCCCUCGUGGCCGCUCCCGGCAGCGGGCCCCGCCACGUCCAGUUCCUCGUCACACCCCAGGGCAAGACGUACCUGUACCUCAUCAGCGAGCUCGCCAACACCAUCACCGCAUACGACGUUGCCUACCGAGUGAACAAGACGCUCGGCUUCACCGAGGUGUUCUCCGGCUCCACCUACGGCGCCGGGGCCGCUGCGCCCGCUGGUGCUGCCGCCGCCGAGAUUUGGAUUUCGUCUGACCGUAAAUUCCUCACCGUCUCGUCGCGCAACGACUCGGCGUUCAGCAUCAGCAACCCCGACACUGCCGGCGAGGGCGCGCAGAUCCCCUCGGACUCGCUCAACACCUUCUCCAUUGACGCCAAGACGGGCGGGCUCGCGCUCCUGCAAAAGUUCCCCGCGGGCGGGCGCACCCCGCGCCAGUUCUCCGUCAGCAAGGCUGGCGACCUUGUGGCCGUCGGUCUGCAGUCCGACAGCCGGGUCGUUGUGAUUAGCCGCGAUGCCGUGUCGGGGAAGCUGAACGAGAUCAUUGCGAGCGCCAAGGUGGAUGGCGAGGUUACGGCUGUAAUUUUCGAUGAGUAG
This is a messenger RNA of Colletotrichum orchidophilum, 1203 nucleotides long. RefSeq lists its product as uncharacterized. The record is from RefSeq and is a predicted model, not a curated record. Gene Ontology annotation, molecular function: 6-phosphogluconolactonase activity; protein binding. The transcript is spliced from 3 exons. Lineage: Eukaryota; Fungi; Ascomycota; Sordariomycetes; Glomerellales; Glomerellaceae. Bases 1 to 1203 code for a protein of 400 amino acids.